AUGCUGACCGAUGGUGGGCAUGGGGUCGGCGUGCCUGUCGCGCUCCCCGUCGUUGGGGCCGGGCUGGUGCUGCUGACGGCCCUGCUGCACCUGGUGUUCGCGCUGUGCCCCGACGUCGGCGAGCGCGUGUUCUCGGGCGCCCGGGGCCUGGUCGACGGUCUGUGGGGCGGCGUUCGCGGGCCAGCCAUCGUGGCUUUGGCCCUCGGGGGCGGCGUCACGUUUGGCUGCUUCCGGCGCGAGCUGCGAGGGAUGUGGAGCCAGUGGCUCUUGCUGGGGCUCAUCGUGCUGGUUCUCUUCUCCGUUAACGCGAUGAAUACGGGCAUCGGCUUUGUGGCGAAUUACCUGACGCAAGCGAUGGUAGAGAAGGCGUCGGACACGUACUACAGAUGGCUCGAGAUCUACGCGAGCUGUUUUAUUGUGGCGCUGCCAGUGCUGACGAUGCAGUAUUACGUGCGGGCCAAGCUGGGCAUACUGUGGCGGAGCUGGCUGACAUGCCACCUGGUCGAGGGUUGGACGUCGCACAGGGCUUAUUAUGUACUCAAUGCGAAUGACGAGAAGGCCGCGGACGAGGGUUUUGACAAUCCCGACCAACGCAUCGCUCAGGAUAUUGAUACCUUCACCAGCAUGACACUCAACUACCUCAUCGGUACGAUCGACUCCUUGACGAGCCUGGGCAUGAAUAUCUUCGUGUUGUGGCACAUGAAUUCAACCGUCACGAAAGUGCUAGUGUCGUGGUCCAUUGGGAUGACUGCUAUCAUUCUCGUCCUGAGCAGGUACCUCGUAGGGAUCAAUUAUCGCCAGCUCAAGCUUGAGGCAGACUUCCGGUACAGCCUGGUGCACGUGCGCGACAAUGCAGAGUCCAUCGCGUUCUAUAGUGGCGAGGCGUCGGAGAGGUUGGAGAUACGCCAGCGCCUCGGCUCCGUGGUUGGGAAUUACAACAGUUUGAUCAUAUGGAAUGUGGGGAUUUCCGUGGUUAGCAAAAUGUACACUUACGGGAGCGUGUUUGUGCCGUUCGUCGUCAUGGGGCCUUCUGUUCUCUCGGGGGAGCUGACGUUCGGCGAUUUCAACCAAGCGCAGUUUACAUUCAGAAUGGUGGAGGGCGCGCUAGCCUUCAUCGCGGAUAGCAUCAGCAGUAUGACAGCCUGGGUCGCAGGCGUCGAGCGUGGAACGAUCUCAGUGGACUCCGAGGAGGAUGAAGACGAGGAGGACCAGAGCACGCCAAGGAAACACCAACGAUGCUUCAAAUACGCUUUCCGUCCCAAGGCCACUCCUCACAACUCCCCGAAGGCAGUAGUCCUCUUCACCACGGGACGCGCUCCCUGA
This is a messenger RNA of Prorocentrum cordatum, 1323 nucleotides long. NCBI's taxonomy places the organism in Eukaryota, Dinophyceae, Prorocentrales, Prorocentraceae. The record is from the annotation of a GenBank genome assembly.